CCGGGGCGCCUCCUCCCUCGCGGCCCUCGCACUGGCUGCCCUGACCCGGCCGGGCCAAUGCCCACCAGCUGCCCUUGAACCUCGCCUGCGUGCUCCCCGGGACCGAUGGAGACCUGGCGGAAAGGCUCCUUCCGGAAUGCCUCCUUCUUCAAGCGGCUGAGCCUGGGGCGGCCGAGGCGGCUCCGGAGACAGGGCAGCGUGCUUAGCCAGGCCAGCACAGCCGGUGGGGACCACGAGGAGUACAGCAACCGCGAGGUCAUCCGGGAGCUGCGAGGGAGGCCGGAUGGCCGGCGCCUGCCACUGUGGGGCCAGGAGCAGCCCCGGGCCACCCUGCUGGCCCCACCCAAGCCCCCGCGACUCUACCGGGAGAGCUCCAGCUGCCCCAACAUCCUGGAGCCUCCGCCCGCCUACGCUGCCGCCUACUCGGCCACCCUGCCCACAGCGCUCUCCCUGGCAGGUACUCUCCACCGCUGCUCAGAGGAGGACCUUCCGGACACGCCCCCGUUCCAGAAGACACCUGCCCCAGACCUCAGCGAUCCCUUCCGCUCCUUCAAAGUGGACCUGGGGAUUUCACUUCUCGAGGAAGUUCUACAGAUACUGAGGGAGCAAUUCCCCAGCGAGCCCCGCUUCUGAAUGGGGCGAGGGGAGGCAGUGCUUGGGAGGACAGGAGAGCUGGAGCCCGCAUCCCAGGAAAGAGAGGAGGACUGGGCCUGGUGACGGAGGCUGAGCAGGGAGGAGGCACACGGGUCUCCAGGACCCUCCACCAGCACUGCAGCUUGGCCUUGCCGGAACCCUCUGACCACGCACAGCCAACUAGGCCAAGCUCACCGAGUCAGGGCCUGAGGCUGUGCUCCGGCCCGGCCUGUGGCCUCGCCAGAAGACGUGUAGCCAGCAGCGCCUCUCUCAGCUGGGGGAGGGAGCAGAGGAAGCCCGACACGCGCUGUGUCCAUGACCCCAUCCCUCGCCUCCCUCUUUCCUCCUCUUGUGUGGAGGUGCCAAGCUGAAAGGCUCCUCUGUGGACACAGGAGAUAGUGAAUAAAAUUCCUUCUGCUACAA
Tupaia belangeri chinensis (Chinese tree shrew) is the source of this 1056-nucleotide messenger RNA. RefSeq names its product chromosome unknown C15orf62 homolog (gene CUNH15orf62). Gene Ontology annotation, cellular component: plasma membrane; cytoplasm; cytoskeleton. Lineage: Eukaryota; Metazoa; Chordata; Mammalia; Scandentia; Tupaiidae. Gene Ontology annotation, biological process: positive regulation of pseudopodium assembly; regulation of cell shape; Rho protein signal transduction. Bases 106 to 633 code for a protein of 175 amino acids. The transcript has 2 exons. The record is from RefSeq and is a predicted model, not a curated record. Gene Ontology annotation, molecular function: small GTPase binding.